AUGCCCGCCGCCCCCGCCGGUGCCCUCCUGGCGCUGCCCGCGCUGCUGCAGCUGGCGGCCGUGGGCGGCUCGCCCGGGCCCCGCGCGCUCCUGCGGGGCUGCCCCGCGCGCUGUCAGUGCGAGCCCGACGGCAGGACGCUGCUCCGGGCCGACUGCUCCGACCGCGGGCUCUCGGAGCUGCCCUCCAACCUCAGCGUCUUCACCUCCUACCUGGACCUCAGUAUGAACAACAUCAGCCAGCUGCCCCCGAGCGCCCUGGCCCGUCUCCGCUUCCUGGAGGAGCUACGUCUUGCCGGAAACGCUUUGACAUACAUUCCCAAGGGAGCAUUUGCUGGCCUUCACAGUCUUAAAGUUCUCAUGCUGCAGAAUAAUCACCUAGGACAGGUUCCCUCGGAAGCUCUGCAGAACCUGCGAAGCCUUCAGUCCCUGCGCCUGGAUGCCAACCACAUCAGCGCAGUGCCCCCCGGCUGCUUCAGCGGCCUGCACGCCCUGCGCCACCUGUGGCUGGAUGACAAUGCGCUGACCGAGAUCCCCGUGCAGGCUUUCAGAAGUUUGCCAGCCCUGCAGGCCAUGACCUUGGCCCUGAACAAAAUCCGCCACAUCCCAGACUAUGCCUUUGGGAACCUCUCCAGCUUGGUGGUUCUGCAUCUCCAUAACAAUAGAAUUCACUCCCUGGGAAAGAGAUGCUUUGAUGGGCUCCACAGCCUAGAGACUUUAGACUUAAAUUAUAAUAAUCUUGAUGAAUUCCCCACCGCCAUCAGGACACUCUCCAACCUUAAAGAACUAGGAUUUCACAGCAACAAUAUCAAGUCGAUACCGGAGAAAGCAUUUGUAGGCAAUCCUUCUCUUAUUACAAUACAUUUCUAUGACAACCCCAUCCAGCUUGUCGGAAGGUCCGCUUUUCAACAUUUACCAGAGCUAAGAACUCUGACUCUGAACGGUGCCUCGCAAAUAACCGAGUUUCCAGACCUGACGGGAACGGCGAGCCUGGAGAGCCUGACGUUAACCGGCGCCCAGAUCUCGUCCCUCCCUGGAGCGGCCUGGGACCAGCUGCCCGCCCUGCGAGUGCUAGAUCUGUCUUACAACCUGCUGGAAGAUUUACCCAGUUUUUCAGUCUGCCGGAAACUUCAGAAAAUAGACCUGCGACAUAAUGAAAUCUAUGAAAUUAAAGCUGACACUUUCCAGCAGUUGCUUAGCCUCCGGGCGCUGAAUUUAGCCUGGAACAAAAUUGCCAUCAUUCAUCCCAAUGCAUUUUCCACGUUGCCAUCUCUAAGAAAGCUGGACCUGUCGUCCAACCGCCUGUCGUCCUUUCCUGUAACGGGGUUACAUGGUUUAACUCACUUAAAAUUAACAGGAAAUCAUGCCUUACAGAGCUUGAUAUCAUCUGAAAACUUUCCAGAACUCAAGGUCAUAGAAAUGCCUUAUGCUUACCAGUGUUGUGUAUUUGGGGUGUGUGAGAAUGUCUAUAAAAUCUCCAAUCAGUGGACUAAGGAUGACAACAGCAGUACGGAUGACCUUCAUAAGAAGGAUGCCGGGAUGUUUCAAGUUCAAGAUGAGCGGGAUCUUGAAGAUUUCUUGCUGGACUUUGAGGAAGACCUGAAAGCCCUCCACUCGGCGCAGUGCUCACCUGCCCCAGGCCCGUUCCAGCUGUGCGAGGACCUGCUGGGCAGCUGGCUGACGCGCGUGGGCGUGUGGACCGUGGCGGUGCUGGCGCUCGGCUGCAACGCGCCGGUGGCGUGGACGGCGCUGCGGGCCCCGGCGGGCGCGUGGCCGGCGCAGCGGCUGCUGGGCUGGCUGGCGGCCGCCGACCUGCUGACCGGGGCGGCGAGCGCGGCGCGGGCGGCGGUGGACGCGGCGACGUUCGGCAGCUUCGCCCGGCACGGCGCGCGCUGGGAGCAGGGCGGCGGCUGCCGGCUGCUGGCGUGCGUGUCGCUGUUCGCGGCGCAGGCGGCCGUGUUCGUGCUCACGGCGGCGGCGCUGCAGCGGGGCGCGCGGGGGCUGCUGAACGGCGCGUGCUCGGCGGUGAUGGGCGCGGCGGCGGCGCGGCUGCUGUGCGCGCCCGCGGGGGACGCGGCGGCCCGGCACGCGGCGCUGCUGCUGCUCGCCAACUGCGUGCUGUACUGGCCGCCCGCGCUGCUGCGCCUGUGCGCGCUGCUCGGCGUGGCGGCCGCGGGCCCCGAGCUCAGCAGGUUCGUCCUGCUCGUGCUGGCGCCGCUGCCCGCCUGCCUCAACCCGCUGCUCUACAUCCUCUUCCACCCGCACUUCAGGCCGGCGCCGGCGGGCGGCCCGCGGCGGCCCAGGCCCAGGGAGCCCAGCCUGGCGUCCGUGAGCUCCGACGACGCCGACAAGCAGGCCCCCGGCGACGCCACGCAGGCCCUGGUCGCCGCGGCCCGCGACCCGCCGCCGCGCCCCGGCCCGCAGGGCUGCCGCCUGCCCUCCGUGCCCUUCGUGCCGUGCCUCUGA
Molecule: messenger RNA, 2463 nt
Organism: Canis lupus familiaris (dog)
Lineage: Eukaryota; Metazoa; Chordata; Mammalia; Carnivora; Canidae
Gene: LGR5
Product: leucine rich repeat containing G protein-coupled receptor 5
Exons: 19
Coding region: 1-2463 (820 amino acids)
Molecular function (GO): protein binding
Source: RefSeq, a predicted model, not a curated record